Molecule: messenger RNA, 1935 nt
Organism: Papilio machaon (common yellow swallowtail)
Lineage: Eukaryota; Metazoa; Arthropoda; Insecta; Lepidoptera; Papilionidae
Product: slit homolog 2 protein
Exons: 2
Coding region: 159-1544 (461 amino acids)
Molecular function (GO): protein binding
Source: RefSeq, a predicted model, not a curated record
CCGCACACUAUCUCACCUACUUACGGCCUCGUCUAUACGUACGUAAACAAAGAGAAAUGACCAACAAUCAAAUAUCUAAGAUAACGCCGCCACUGAUAACGUCGUAGUUGCGCCGCGAGUCACACUAUCAGUUUUGUGCGCGUCUUAUUGCGGACAGAAUGCGACGCGCGUUCGCCGUCCUUGCGCUGGCGGCCGUCUGCUGCGCGGCGCGCGGCUGGACCUUCUGCGACGCCCCUGACGAGUGUGUAUGCAGGUACCACGAGCGAGCCGAGGAGGACCUCAUGCGGCAGCACAUUGACUGCUCCUACAGGAGGAGCGCCCUCGGCGGUAAUCGCACGCUGCCGCCCCGGGCCCACUCUCUCGACCUCUCCUCGAGCGGUUUGAAGAUAAUACCAUCGGGGCCUUUCCUCCGAUCCAAAUCGUUGCAGGAGUUGGUGCUGAAAAACAACGACAUUACAGAGAUUGAGCCGGGCGCCCUUGCGCUCCCCGAUCUGCGCCGCCUCGACCUCAGUUACAACCGACUGGAGCGACUCGACGGCGCCGUCUUCCGGUCCAUUACAAAGCUGGAGUUCUUAAAUUUGGCGAAUAACAAUUUUGUGUCGUUCGCAAAACUCACGUUCCAUCCGCUGCGGGAGCUGCACGAGGUCAUCCUGAACAACAACAACAUCGGGCCCGCCCUCCAGGACACCGACCUGUUCGAUAGGGACGGAUUUGGCCUAACGAACAAGAUCCAAAAGGUGUCCAUCAGUGGCAUCGGCUUGGGCCGCGUGCACUACAAUUUCUUUGUAGACGCCUACGACAUACGGGAGCUGGUCAUCGCCAACAACGACUUGACCGAGUUGUUCGAGAUCCCGUUCACCCUGGAGUACUUGGACGUGUCCGAUAACCCGAUCCGGGAGAUAUCAGGCGAGGACUUCUCCGACUUGACGGCACUGAAGGUGCUCAAGAUGAACAACCUCAGCAUUGGGUCGGUGCCGGCGAACGCGCUGGAGCCGCUCCGGGCGCUCGUGAGGCUGGACCUCGAGAGAAACCUCAACUUGACGGAGUUCAGUGCGCUGGCGUUCGGCCGGGAAGUGCUGGAAGACGCAGACGACUUCGCGCUGGAGGAGUUGUCGCUCAAGUCGUCCAGGUUGCAGACCCUGGACCGGCGGCUGCAGGUGCCCCUGGGGCAACUCUCCCGCCUCGAUCUGCAAGGCAACCGCUGGCACUGCGACUGCCGGCUGGCCUGGAUCAAGCAGUUUCAAAUCAAACCAAACGAUUACGAACACUUGAGAUGUUACACCCCGAAGUCGCUGUUCAACAGCAAAAUAUUCGAGUUGAAGGAGAAGUACUUCCGAUGCCCGCGCGAGCGUGGAGGCGGCGGGGGCUCGGGCGCGGUGGUCGGCCUCAUCGCGUUCUGCAUGUUCUCGUCGGCGGCGGCGCUGUGGCUGUUCUGGUACUUGCCGGGCUGCCCGCCGCGGGGCCGCGCGCUGCCCACAUCCGCCUACGCCGCGCUGCCUCUGCACGCGCACGCCGUCGCCCAUACAGCACCCACCGCCUUAUAGCUGUAGCACACUCCCUUUUAACAUAUUUUCUGUGAUACUAAUAAUAGUUUUGGCAGUGUCGUUGUAAAUAAUUCGUUUGUUGUUUAGUUGAAUUAAAUUCAAUUGACUUUUUUUUUCGGGAUCGUUCGCAUCUUCUGAGCCGAUAUCUUUCUUCCCUAGCGCCCUCUAUCGACCUUACUCUGCUUAAUACCUUCUCUUUUCUGUUCCAUUCACCUGUCCAUGGUCGAAAGAAAACAUUUUCGGUUGUAUAAUGCGUGUUGCUUGAGACCAUUAUAAACUCAUUAAAAAUGAUGACUUUAUUACUUUUAAAUUGGAGUAAAAAUAUUAAUACUUGUGUACCUGAUUUUAAUGUCUUUAGUGUAUCAGCGCCGGCGCGAUACCACAAGUUAUA